AUGAAAACCAAUUUCAAACUUGGUUUAACCUCAUCAAACCAAAGGCAUAGCUUUGAGUAUAGUACACCCAUUGAAUGUAUGUAUAUCCUAAGAAGAACUCACACCAAGAAAGCAAGAAAAUGUCAAAGCUCUUGUGGCAGGAGAAAUCCAAGGGUUUGCAGUGUUUUCACCCUUGGCUGUUGCUUCCUUAUCGUGUGCCCCAAGAGGACACCUGAGCGUGUGAUCAUAGAUGAAAGCCAGGAGACCGACCCCCAGAUUGAGCCAGCUCUGCCACAGAGUUGCUGGGUGACCUUGGGCCUCCGUUUGUCCAUCUGUAAAAUGAAAGGACAGCCUGAACAAUCUUCUAAACGCCUGCCGUCCAGAUUGAUGGCAUGA
Rangifer tarandus platyrhynchus (Svalbard reindeer) is the source of this 375-nucleotide messenger RNA. The record is from the annotation of a GenBank genome assembly. Lineage: Eukaryota; Metazoa; Chordata; Mammalia; Artiodactyla; Cervidae.